This is a messenger RNA of Trematosphaeria pertusa, 1587 nucleotides long. RefSeq names its product putative MFS transporter. Gene Ontology annotation, biological process: transmembrane transport. Bases 1 to 1587 code for a protein of 528 amino acids. The record is from RefSeq and is a predicted model, not a curated record. The transcript is spliced from 7 exons. Gene Ontology annotation, molecular function: transmembrane transporter activity. NCBI's taxonomy places the organism in Eukaryota, Fungi, Ascomycota, Dothideomycetes, Pleosporales, Trematosphaeriaceae.
AUGGCGCCAGGACAUUUGAUCCACAGCCACGCCCACGAGGAAGACCUCCCGGGCACGGUUAACCUGCAAGUUGCUGAGGGAGAUGAUACCGCCUAUGGCCAGGCUCUAUACCCGGUCCCAGCUGAGGAUCCAAACGAUCCGCUCCAGUGGUCGGAUACGAAGAAGAUAUUGAUCUUGAUAUGCGUCUCUCUUUACUCCUUCCUGGGCAACUGCGCUCUCCUCGGGCCGUCCGUGUACAUCGCUCUUUACUCAGAGGAGUUCGGCAUUACGCCCACCAAAGCCUCUGAUCUCGUCUCUUACCCGAAUCUUGCAUUUGGCUUCGGUUCCCUGAUCCUCGUCCCGCUCUAUCUGAAAAUCGGUCGCCGUCCAGUCAUGCUUCUGUCCAUGGUGCUGUUCUGCGCUGGCUUGAUUGGAGCAUCACAAGCCACGACAUUCGGGGGUCUAAUGGCCUGUCGCGUAAUACACGGAUUCGGAUCGGGAGUCUGCGAGGCCUUGCCUGUGCAGCUCGUCAACGACGUCUUCUUCCUCCAUGAGCGUGGCAAGCGCAUUGGAUUCUACACCGUCUGCCUCUGCCUAGGCUCCACCGGUCCUCUCUAUGCUGGCUACAUGCUCGCGGGUGGCUACUCCUGGCGCCUCUUCUUCUACGUUGUCUUCGCCUUCGCCAUGGGCCUCCUCAUCUUCGCUUUCUUCGUCGUCGAAGAAACCUCCUACAAGCGCACAAAGGUGCCCUCCAUGCCCUCGUCAACUAUAGACGCCGACAAAGCCCCCGACGCCUCCCACACCGAGGUCGCGCCCAUCAUACCGCCCCGCAGAUCCUACCUCGCCACCCUCAAGCCCUGGAGCACCAUCAACCACGAGCAGGAAUUCUGGAUCAUGAUGCCCCGCGCGUUCACUUACUUCCUCGUGCCCCAGGUACUCUGGGUGGUAACCAGCUUUGGGAUUUACAUUGGGCUUGGUGCGCUUGCAUUCAACUACACAUUUCCGCUCAAGAUUACUGCGCCCCCAUAUAAUUGGAGCCAGACGAACAGCGGGCUUAUUACUAUUGCGAGCUUCCUAGGUUACGCGCUGUCGAUCCCGUUUCUGUCGAGCUCGGAUCGGUUAGCCGCGUACUUCACGCGCAAGAAUAACGGCAUUCGAGAGGCGGAAAUGCGCCUUGGCGUCAUGCUCCCCGCGAUGCUGAUCGCGCCCGCAGGAAUCAUCCUCUACGGCUUCGCCGCCGAGCGGAACCUGCACUGGGUCGCCUACUUCUUCGGCGUCGGGCUAGACCAAUGGGGCUCGCUCUUCUACUUCAGUUUCACGCUGGCCUACGCGGUGGACAGCUACAACGCCAACACGUCUGAGAUGCUCAUCGCGAUGAAUUUGGGCAAGCAAGCCAUCUCCUUCGGCAUGGGUAUUUACUUGCUCGACUGGAUCCUGGAGCACGGCUUUGCGGUUACGAUUUCCGGCAUUUUCGCCGCGAUUCUGCUCGCGAAUAAUCUGUGCUUGUUGGUGUUUAUGUUUUGGGGGAAGAGGAUUCGCAUUUUUAUGAAUAGGACGUGGUUGGCCCGGUUGCAUCGGAGUACCAUCAAGAGUGUGGAGGUGGCUUGA